AUGGGCAAGCUCGCAAAUAUCAGUGUGGCGACCUUUGCCGCCAUCGGAUCUUUCCUCUUCGGAUACGAUGCCGGUGUUAUGACAGAUGUCAUCGCCUCGCAAAACUUUCUCGAUUUCUUCAACACCACAGACACGUCGCCCGUCAUCGGUGCCAUCAACGCGACGUUCAAUGGCGGAGCCGUAUUCGGUGCCUUGUUCGGCGGUGUCAUCAUGGACAAGUACGGAAGGCGGAAGACAAUCGGCACCGGUGCCGUGAUUGGCGUUCUUGGCGGCAUUCUCCAGGCCGCGGCCUACCACACUCUGGCGGCACUCGGCCCCCAAGCUAACAACCUCCUAGUCCCCGUCUACCAGUCCGAAUGUGCCCACCCCAAGAUCCGCGGCCUCAUCGUCGGUCUCGCCCAACAAAUGAUUGGCUGCCUGCCCGCCGCCAUGCUGGCCAUCGGCAUGAUCUGGUUCCCCGAGUCCCCGCGCCACCUCAUCGCCACCGACCGCCUCGACGAGGGUAUGAAGAUCCUCCGCAGGCUGCACUACGACGGCACCAACGAGGACUGGAUCCAGGCCGAGUUCAACGAGAUCAAGCUGACUAUUGAUGCCGAAAAGGCCGCCACGGCUCCUGGCUGGCUCAUCAUGUUCCGCGUGCCGCAAUGGCGUCGCCGUCUCAUGCUUGCGACACUUGUCCAGGUCUUUACCCAGUUCACUGGAAUCAAUGUCAUUGGUUACUACCAGACCAUCAUGUACAAGGCUCUCGGCAUCACUGGAAAGACGAAUCUUCUCGUGGCUGGUAUCUACAACUGCGUUGGCCCUAUUGCUAACCUCAUUUUCAUCACUUUCUUCAUCGACCGAGUCGGCCGCAAGAAGCCCCUCAUCUUCGGCACCAUCGCCAUCGCCAUCGCCCUUAUUUGCGAAGGCUCCAUCAACAGCCAAAACACCGACGGUACCCGAGAAGGUCUCAGCAUCGCCGGCGUUGCCUUCCUUUUCUGCGUCACCAUCCUGUUCUCGUGCUCUUUCGGUCCAAUCUCUUGGACCUACAUGAGCGAGGUCUUGCCGUACCAGGUCCGCAGCAAGGGUUCCGCGUUUGCGACGGGUAUCGGAAACUGGCUUGUAGCUACAUUCUGGGCCCAAGUCAGCCCUUCGGCCCUCGAUAAGCUGGGCUGGAAGUUCUACUUCCUCUUCGUUGCUUGGGAUCUCCUCAUUACUCUCCCGUGCCUCUUCUUCUUCUUCAAAGAGACCAAGGGCCUCUCGCUGGAGGAAAUUGACUUGCUGUUUGGCGGCCGUGCACUUGGCACCCUGGAUGAUGACAUUACCAAGAAGGAGAAGGACAUCGUCGCUCACGACGAAGACCCGGACAAGGUUGCUUAG
Parascedosporium putredinis is the source of this 1359-nucleotide messenger RNA. The record is from the annotation of a GenBank genome assembly. NCBI's taxonomy places the organism in Eukaryota, Fungi, Ascomycota, Sordariomycetes, Microascales, Microascaceae.